AUCCGCAGUGCAGCAAUUGAAUGUAGAUUUUGUUACGGGUGUAGGUUUUUUAAAUAGUGGGUGAGUCGAAGGUGAGUAAAAAAUUCUUCUAUUUUGAGAGCUUAAAAUAAAAUUGGAUGUUUAGUUAUCUGCAGGAACUUUACUUAUACAACCUGAAAACCGAUUUCUCUAGGACCGCUCAGUCUUUCCAUGAUGUCAGUUCAAAAAACCAUAGAAUCAAUCUAUUCCUGGCAUAUUGCCUUGUUUCAAUUUCUGAUUGUAGAAUUAUGGAGCGAAUCAAUGAAAACUUUGAAAGUAAGAAAUAUUGCUUUGUAUUCCAGUCUUUUGACAAAGUUUGACAAUGAGUACAAAAGUAUUAAAUGAAUUGACGCUGGCAUACCCCAAGAAAGUGAAUAAGGUUCUUUACUAUAUCUGAUAUUUACAACCGACCUACCAACAGACACAAACAUUACCACGGCCACAUUCGCAGAUGAUACAGCAAUCCUUGCACCAAAAUCCCAAAACAGCCCUUAAAAACUUGCAGAAUAUCCUGACCAAAAUGUAGCUAUGGUAGCUAAGGGAGAAUAGAAAUAAAUGAGAACAAAUUACAACAUAUACCAUUUACAAUGCAUGAAGAAAUAUGUUCGGCUGUGCAAAGGAGUCCCAAAAGGUGAUGAAGUCAAAUAUCUGAGGAAGUUGAACUGGAGGACUUGAUACACUAUAAAAGGACAAUUUACCCGAAUUUAUUUUUGUAAAAAAAAUAUUGUAUAUUGAUAUCAUACAUAUUAUCAAUUCUUGAUCAGAAAACAUUAGAUAUUGACAACAAAACAUGAUAUUUAGUCAAAUUCAGAUUUACACUUCCUUUUGAUAAAUUCAACAGAUUUAAACAGGUUCUUUGAGGCUGUUUAAUAUUGAAUAAAUUAAUUUUGCCAGUGCAAUUUUCAAUCAUCUGUUAGGUGUUAGCACAGACCACACCAGACGGGAAAGUAGAUCCAAAAAGAAGGCAGUUUUUUUCAUCAUUGUUCAGUACAUUACAAAUCGUAUUUAUCUGUCUUUAUCACACUUACUACAAAACGUUUGUAGAGGCGCUUUUGUAUUUACAGAAAUCUUUCGAAAGUUACAUUAUUUGCACACAGAUGUCACUACCAUAAUUGACAUUAAUAAAUGGAACGUGAAAUGACACAUGUAAAACCCCGCCGUUCUGUUUUGUUCAUCACGUUACAUGCACUUGGAUUCUAUUUGUGGGUUUGUGUGGUUUCAAUAAUCAUCAUUCACCGGAAAAUGAGAUUUUGUAUUGUGUGCGGUAAUUCUGAAGACGACGUAAAGCAUUUAUUUUGCUUUCCCCGUAGCGCAGACAGGUAAACAGAAAAUUUAUUAUCUUGUUGUGUAAGUACCCAUACGUUUAUGCAUGUUAGAUGAAUGUUUGGUUUUUUAUUACUGAGGUUUCCUUACUGCAAAGAUUAAAAUCGAGCUUUACCAGAUGAAACUAAAAAACAGGUUGCUAUUUUACAAUGUACAAUAAUUACAUGUGUGUUACAGGUCGCAAAUAUGGCAGGAAGCUGUGGGAAUGUAAUAUAGACCACUAUGUGGCCAUGUUAGAAUCUGCAAUGAGCAUUUCACAAAAGAUAGAUUUGUGCCGUGUACCUCAGUUUUACGUUUGAAAGCUGAUGCAGUGCCCACAAUUCUGGAAGUCCAGAAGGACCAUGUUAUGAAGGGAUUGGACCAGAUAGCAAAUAAAAAAGUAAACAUUAUAUCCCAAUAUAUAAUAAAGCCAGAACCACAGACUCUUUUGGAUACCAAAUCAUUAAGUAAUGCAAACAGUGAAGUUACUGAACAUGAGAAAACAAAUUCCUCUCAGUCACCAUCCCAACGGGCUGUCACACCAAUUUCAAGUACAGUUAGAUGUAGAAGGUCUCUUUUUAAGGACGUUGAAGGCUUGUGUUCAACCCAGAUAACACCAAGAAAGCAAAAGUUGAUGGUUAUUGUGAAGAGGAAGCAGGGUCGCAUAAGAAAAUCACAAAAAGUUUGCAAACAAAAAGGGAAAAGGAUUAAAACUUUAGAAAAUAUAGCAAUGAAUAAUUGUUUCAAAGGCAUGCCAUCUACCAUAUCUAACUUUAUGAUGUCUCAGAUUCGUUGUGCCAAGCGCUCGCCACAUGGAAGACGGUGGACACUGGAUGACAAAAUACUUGCAUAACGUUUUGUUUCAGUUUUCUUGGAAUCCCUAUGAUCUAAUGUUACUAGUUCUCAUUCAGUCUGUGUUUGUUAUGAAAAGAUGUGGCAUUAUUAUUAUUGUGAAUCUUUGUUGUACUUAUGCAAAUACAAUUUGACAAAGCUCAA
Messenger RNA from Diorhabda sublineata, 2316 nucleotides. RefSeq lists its product as uncharacterized. Lineage: Eukaryota; Metazoa; Arthropoda; Insecta; Coleoptera; Chrysomelidae. The record is from RefSeq and is a predicted model, not a curated record. The coding region runs from base 1688 to 2173 and encodes 161 amino acids. The transcript is spliced from 4 exons.